CUUCACCUCGGCACUAAUGCAGGUGUAAUCCAACUUCAAUGCGCCAGCGUUUCCGCCUCAACUUGCUGGAGAGAAGCAUCUGAACAAUCAGCCGAGUCGCGGUGACACGGGUGAGUAAUGAGAAGAUGGCAUUCGCCAGUCAAUCUGCGUCGUCUGAACAUGCCGGUUGUAUCCCGACCCCUGGUCCAUCACACGCAGACGUUUCCCACUCUCUGACUCUCCGCUCUCUCUCUCUCUCUCUCUCUCUCUCUUUCGCGCCCGGAUAUCGGCAUAGCAUGGCAGUGUCUGAUUGCAAAGCUGUGCAACUCGGAUCUUGUCGACCAAUGAGCGUCUGGGAAACGCCCUCCGCAGUCUAGAUCGACGCUCCAGGUUAACCUUAGCCCGGUACUUAUGUGAAGCUCGCGAUGCCCGAACAAGCAGGAGGGCCAACACGAUGGGGUCGCUGUCUGCAAAAUGCUGCAUCACCAACCCAGCCUCCAAGGCCUGCUUCCCGCGCCUCGCCUGUCUUGCCGUGCCAACACACAGCCUAUCCCACUCCCUUUACCGCCUCCAUGGAACAUACAUCGAUCAUGGAAGUGGACUAAUGCGCGCCGGUCUUGGCCACACGUGGGCCGGAAGGGACCUCGAGUCUCCAGAAUGCUACAUAUAACCCGCUUCGCUCCCUUACCGUGACAUUCUCCUCCUCUCUUCCCGCUCGCCAAGGACACAUCUCCCGCCCUUCAUAUCCAUCUUCCUUGCCCUCCUCCUCCUCACCUCGUCUCUCACUCUUGUCACAAAGUAGCAAUCCCACAGCACAAAAAGCCAUGGCUCGCCUUACCCCCCUCACCCUCCUGGCAGCCGCCGCCCUGCCCAAGGCCGCUCUCGCCUGGGGCUCCAUGGGCCACGCGACAAUCGCCUACAUCGCCACCAACUUCGUCGCCCCCGAGACCAAGACCUACUUCCAGCAGCUCCUGGCCGACACCACGGACGACUACCUCGCCAACGUCGCCAGCUGGGCCGACUCGUACCGCUACACCACCGAGGGCGCCUUCACCUCCACCUUCCACUACAUCGACGCCCUCGACGACCCCCCGCACUCGUGCGGCAUCGACCUCGACCGCGACUGCGGCCCCACGGGCUGCAUCGUCUCCGCCCACGCAAACUACACCAACCGCCUGCUCCAGCAGCCCGCCCUCUCCCUCGAGCAGCGCCAGAUCGCCGCCAAGAUGGUCAUCCACUUCACCGGCGACAUCGGCCAGCCCCUGCACUGCGAGAACCUCGAGCUCGGCGGCAACGGCAUCGCCGUCGAGUUCAACGGGUCCAGCACGAACCUGCACGCCGCGUGGGACACCAACAUCCCGCAGUCCAUCACCGGCACGGGCAGCAGCGUGCUGGCCGUCGCCAAGUCGUGGGCCUCGAAGCUCAGCACCGAGAUCAGCUCGGGCGACUUCAAGACGGCGUCAAAGUGCUGGAUCGGCGGGCUGAGCCUCGAGGACCCCGAGUCCCAGGCGCUCGCGUGGGCGACGGAGAGUAACAAGUUUGUGUGCUCUGUCGUUCUGCCGGAUGGUCGUGAGGCUGUGGAGGGUAAGGAUAUUAGUGGCGCGUAUACGACCAAUGCGCAGCCUACUGUUAGUAUGCAGGUUGCCAAGCAGGGUUACAGACUUGCAAAGUGGCUGGAUGCAAUUGUUGCUCAGCUUGCUUGAAGCAGCACGGUCGGGAUGAGAUGAGGUGCUUUUGGAUAUACCAAGGGCAUGACAAAAGCCAAUGAAAUUUGAGAUGAUGAAUGAUGAUGUAGCGGG
Molecule: messenger RNA, 1778 nt
Organism: Colletotrichum scovillei
Lineage: Eukaryota; Fungi; Ascomycota; Sordariomycetes; Glomerellales; Glomerellaceae
Product: S1/P1 Nuclease
Exons: 2
Coding region: 804-1682 (292 amino acids)
Biological process (GO): DNA catabolic process
Molecular function (GO): nucleic acid binding; endonuclease activity
Source: RefSeq, a predicted model, not a curated record